Molecule: messenger RNA, 3006 nt
Organism: Echinops telfairi (small Madagascar hedgehog)
Lineage: Eukaryota; Metazoa; Chordata; Mammalia; Afrosoricida; Tenrecidae
Gene: EARS2
Product: glutamyl-tRNA synthetase 2, mitochondrial
Exons: 9
Coding region: 1-1494 (497 amino acids)
Biological process (GO): glutamyl-tRNA aminoacylation
Molecular function (GO): glutamate-tRNA ligase activity; ATP binding; zinc ion binding
Source: RefSeq, a predicted model, not a curated record
AUGUCGAAGGUGGUCAUCACAGACACUCAUCCGCCCUGUCUCUGUGCCCUUCACCCAUCAGGCUCCUUGCACCUGGGCGGCCUCCGCACUGCCUUGUACAAUUACAUCUUUGCCAAGAAACACCGAGGGAGCUUCAUUCUGAGGCUGGAGGACACGGAUCAGACGCGCCUUGUGCCUGGGGCAGCAGAGAAUAUUGAAAACAUGCUGGAGUGGGCAGGCAUCCUUCCAGAUGAGAGCCCCCGCAGGGGAGGCCCGGCUGGGCCCUACCAGCAGUCCCAGCGACUUGAGCUCUACUCCCAGGCCACAGAAGCUCUGCUGAAGACUGGAGCUGCAUACCCCUGUUUCUGCUCCCUGCAGCGGCUGGAGCUCCUCAAGAAAGAGGCCCUGAGGAACCACCAGACGCCCCGGUAUGAUAAUCGGUGUCGGAACCUGACCCAGGCACAGGUGGCUCAGAAGCUUGCCCAGACCCCCAAGCCUGCUAUCCGCUUCCGUCUGCAGGAGCAGGCCCCAGCUUUCCAGGACCUGGUGUAUGGCUGGAAUCGGCACGAAGUGUCUAGCGUGGAGGGAGACCCAGUCAUCUUGAAGAGUGAUGGCUUCCCCACAUACCACCUGGCUUGCGUGGUGGACGACCACCACAUGGGCAUCAGCCACGUGCUGCGGGGCUCUGAGUGGCUAGUCUCCACCUCUAAGCACUUGCUCCUCUACCAGGCCCUGGGCUGGCGGCCUCCUCACUUUGCCCACUUGCCCCUACUCCUUAACAGGGAUGGCAGCAAGCUGUCCAAGCGUCAUGGGGACAUCUUCCUGGAUCAUUUUGCCACUGCCGGCUUCCUACCAGAUGCUUUGCUGGACAUCAUCACUAACUGCGGCUCGGGGUUUGCAGAGAACCAGAUGGGCAGGACCUUGCCAGAGUUGGUAACACAGUUCGACCUGACCCGCAUCACCUGCCACUCAGCCCUGCUGGACCUGGAGAAGCUUCCAGAAUUCAACCGGCUGCACCUCCGGAGGCUGGUGAACAGUAAGGCCCAGAGGCACCAGUUGGUGGAAAAGCUGCGGUCACUUGUGGAGGAGGAGUUUGGGAGCCAGCUGCAAGACAGAGCUGUCCUCGACCCAUUGUACCUGGAGAGGAUCAUCCUGCUGAGACAGGGUCACAUCUGCCGCCUGCAGGACUUGGUGUCCCCAGUGUACUCCUACUUGUGGACACGCCCUGCUGUGGACCGGGCACAAUUGAGUGCCAUCUCAGAGAAGGCAGAGGAGGUUGCCAAGCGGGUGCUUGGGCUUUUACAAAGACCCAGUAUGAACUUAACUCAGGAUAUUCUGAAUGGAGAACUGAAGAAGCUCUCAGAUGGUUUGGAAGGCACCAAACACAGUCACAUAAUGAAACUCCUCCGAAUGGCCCUCAGUGGACAGCUGCAAGGACCCCCCGUAGCAGAGAUGAUGGUGUCCUUGGGACCCAGAGAAGUACAAGAACGGAUACAGAAGGCACUUUCCAGCUAGGAAGAAUGACCCCCGUAAUCUCAACACUGGCAGGCCACCUGUGGGGGAGAGGAGAAGGACGAUUAGGGCCUGUCAAGCUGGCAUGGAGUCAGCAUCUGACCUAGCUUUGCAAGGGAGAAAAGAAUCGGAAGGUGAAUUCCUGUGAGGCAGAGGUCAGGCAUGCUUUUGUUGUCCAGCCUUUCACCAGUCCUGAUAAUAGCCAUACCUCCCACAACUCUCUCUACCUAUCUCCCGAUUGGAAUGACCACACAAACCUCACAGAUUGUACUCGCGAUGACGGAGUUUAUUAGGGAAGGAACUGGUUACAAUUCAGGAUCAGGAUACAGUGCUUUGGUCAGGACAGUCUCCUCUCUCUGUGCUAACAGGCACGCCCAGGUCAUCAACCUCGUGGACUGCUUGGACAAGUGUUAAUAUACCUUUCAGCCCUAUGGCCCAUUGGCCCCCACUCUGCGUGGCCAAGUGUAGCUCUUCCCACUCCACCAGUCAACCUCGGCCCAAGGACACUCAGUUCCAACUCCUUGGUUAGGCAAACUUGGCUCCCCACACUGACAGUAAGUGCCUGAAGGCAACCCAUUCAAUCAGCAAGCCACCUGUUCUUAGGCCCUCCGCUUUCUUGCUCUGUGGGAUAGAAGUCCACUGUCCUAUCUCCUUCUCUUUCUUCUGCUGCCGCCAUUUCUCUAUCACUUCUUUGCGGUCUCUCACCAUCUCUGGUGCCAUGCUUCACCUCAGGGCUUGCAGGGUCCACAGGAUGCUCUCUGCUCCUGGUUCUUCUUUCUUGAUAGUAUUGAGGGCCCCUCUUCUGUGUCUAAAAUAACUCACUUUAAACCUAAACUGACCAAUCCUCAUGUUAGGGUUCCAAAGGCCCUAUUUAUAUGGCCCUACCCCACAAGUGUCAGACCGAACUUAGAGUAUCAGCAAGGUAUUCAAUCCUCUGGAUGGCCCCAAAUAACUCACAUUUGUAUAACCCUACUUGGUCAUUUGGUAGGAAUUAAGAGACUAAGGCCAGAAGGACCACAUUCAGUAAUUCAUUGUGCCGAAGGGUCCUUCAGAAGCUUGGAGAAACACCAUUCCUGAGCACACACAGCACCUCGUGGUUCCACGUAAGCCUUCCCUUUGCAGUUGAUUAGAGAGAUCUAGUCCCAUAUUUUCUUGAUAGUGUUUCUAGGGAAACGCUAUCCGUGUGUCUGCUUUCUGUGCUGCAGAGGUUGGCUCUUAGAAAAAUCACCAUCACAGUAGAGUCCCAGUGUUCUGGGUGCUUAGCAGAAGCCCUGACUCACAAAUUCCACAGGCUGCGAUGGGUUUAGAGCAGGAAAAGGAAUGGCACAAGCAGGCUAACUGAAUAUCAAACCUCUUGGGGGUUGAAUGGGGAGAAUUAAUCUACCAACAGUUUCAUAUUCUGUGUGCUUGAGCCUUGGGGAGGCCUGCUGCUUCCCUUCCCCAAAAGUCAGCCUGAGGAGAUUUUCAUCCUGUUCACUUUCUUCUGCCCCUGACUUAUAAAUCAUUGUCCCAGGA